AUGGCCCCUUACCAAUACAACAUGGAGCACCGCUGCAUCUCAGAAUGCGCGGCCUCCUUCUUGUUCAUAUUUCUAAUGGAGUCCCUUCUGGCCAACAAGCUGCUUCCCAAGACCAAGGGUCACAACAUUGGUUUUGGCUUCGUGGCUGUGGGGGUGGGCUUCUCCGUGUUCAUUGCACUCCAGUGCUUCGGCUUCAUCAGCAGUGCCCUCAAUCCUGCUGUUACUCUUGCAUUCACCAUCCUGGGUGACAUCCCGUGGAACCACUUCCCUGCAAUCGCGGGCUCCCAGGUGCUGGGCUCCUUCCUGGGCGCCGUCGUUGUCUGGCUCUUCUACAUGCCGCACUUCAGCACGGUGCCCGAACCGCCGCCCAAGAAGGACGAGGACCGCCUGCUGCGCACGCGCGACGACCUGGGUGACAGCGCCUUGCGCUUCGCCUCUUACAACACUGCCCCCCCGCUCCACACCCUCUCGUCCCGACUGCGCUCCUUCGGCCGCAUAGGCUCCCGCGCCUACAGGGCUGAGGACGUCCUUGGCAGGGACGCCGUGCUGGGCCGCCAGAGGCGGCUGGAGCGGCGCCGAUCGGUGUCGAUCGCGGACCUGCAUGAGCGCCUGGUGCAGCUUGAACAAGUGCACGGGGGAGAGCCUGUCUGUUCGACAAGAAGGAAGCGGCAGCGCGCGACCGGGAGUCUCAAACGGAACGCCCUGGGGACCCACGAGGAGGAGAUGAGGGCGAGGGUGGACGGCCACCCCCUGCGCAGUGGCAGCCUGCAGGCGCUGGUGCAGCACGAGCAAAAGAGCGACCUGUACUUCGCGGGGGCACCCCCGCCAGGGCCCGAGGGCCCGCCGUCGUUGCGGCCGGACGACGCGACGGAAGCGGCGACGGAAGAAACGACGGAGGAUGGGGAGGGGGGCAGGCGCGGCGGGUCCGCGAAGUUCGCGUUCGGGCGGCAGGCCGGGCGGCACCUGCGCAGCAAGCUUCGGAGCGCCUUUGCCAUGGACGUCCCCACGCGGUCGGACCGCCUGCUGGAUGCCAGCAUCGUCGCGGACCAGAACGCCAAGCUGUCGGUGUUCUGCAUGCGGCCGUCCAUCUACGACCCGCUCCCCAACCUCCUGGCCGAGGUCAUCGCGACGGCCGUGCUCAUCGUUGGCGUCUGCCUCAUCUCCGAGAGGGGCACCAUGCUGUUCGAGCCUGCGGACGGCCUGUACGUGCACGCCAUCAGGUCGCUGUACAUCGGCCUGCUGUUCGUCGUGCUGGUGCUCAGCCUGGGGGGCACGGGCGUGGCCAUGAACCCCGCGAGGGACUUUGGCCCCCGGCUGGCGCACUACCUCCUGCCCAUUGCCGGCAAGGGGCAGUCGGAGUGGUACUAUGCGUGGAUACCCAUCGUCGGCCCUUUUAUCGGCGGGGCGAUUGGCGUGGGGCUGCAUAAGGCGCUCCAGAUGCUGAACAACUCGUCGGUCGAGGGCGGAUAUUACGACGACGAGAUCGGAAGCCUGUUGGAUGCCUCUGGCUCGUGA
This is a messenger RNA of Ostreobium quekettii, 1515 nucleotides long. The record is from the annotation of a GenBank genome assembly. Lineage: Eukaryota; Viridiplantae; Chlorophyta; Ulvophyceae; Bryopsidales; Ostreobiaceae.